Molecule: messenger RNA, 9518 nt
Organism: Toxorhynchites rutilus septentrionalis
Lineage: Eukaryota; Metazoa; Arthropoda; Insecta; Diptera; Culicidae
Product: roundabout homolog 1-like
Exons: 6
Coding region: 1029-4313 (1094 amino acids)
Biological process (GO): cell adhesion; axon guidance
Cellular component (GO): plasma membrane
Molecular function (GO): protein binding
Source: RefSeq, a predicted model, not a curated record
UUCUGUUCGUAGAACAAUUUUGACUGCGAAAAAGAGUGUUCAUGUUGUUUUGGGAGUGUUUCCUUCAAAAGUAGAUAUUUCACUAUUUAGUCAUAAAUUAGACCACUAAAAUGGUACCAUUAGUUUCGCCAAAAACGCGUUUACCGAAACGAGUUGAAUAGUGCCAAGUUCGGUUGAAAAGAGUGUGAAAAUCGUGAAAAAUUGAUGCAUGAAUUCGAUGCUGGAAAACUUUUUCGGCCACACUCCAGUCGCAUAGGAAGUUUAUUUUUUUCGAGUGAGCAGUGAAAGAAAGUGCGGUGGGGAAAGUGUGUGAGAGGAGACAAAUUUAAGGAAAAAGGGCAAAUGUUCGACAGCAGCAGCAGCAGCAUUACCAGCAUUAUGAGCAUAUUGUUGGGGUGUCUUCUCGUUUGAUAGUUUUCUUCCAUCGCUGCUGUGUAUCGUUCCUAGAUUCAUGUUUCCCCACGUUUGAGAGACGGCGGAAAGAGUUCAAAUAGCUGUUCGAGUUGCUUUCUAACUUUCAGCACUUGCAAGGGCAGAAACCAUCCUUCCUCGAUGAGCAGCUAUUUUUUCGGUCCGUUGCUAAAUUUGCUUAUGUGUCUCUAUUCGGGAAUUCUCGAACUCCCUACCGUCAGUGUGUGGUGUGUGACUAUUUUUCGGGCGUUUCAAACGAUCUACUUUUCUAAUUUCCCUAAACCAAUUAUGAAUGCUGUUUAAAUGGCUAGAUGAAAACAUCACGAAAAUGUGAGUGACAAAAAUAGUGAGCUUAAGCUGAAUCAAACGGAAUAAGCAAAAGUUUGUUUCCCUUCCACGCCCACGCAAUUGGUUAUGAGGAAGUCUGAAGUUUACAAAAAAAUGGUGUAUCCUACAUAUCUUAAGUGAAAACACAUCUUAGCGAAAAGAAAAGUUAUCAUAUUGUGUGCUCGCCGCAACAUUAGUCAAGAGAUCUCGUUGAGACGGAAAACACAUUCAAGGGGAAAAGCCCCAAGGAGCACUAUUUAGAAGCAGCAACAACAAAAUCAGCAGAAAAUAUGGAUCAAUGCUCAAGUCUGCUCGUGUCUGCUCUGUUCAGCGCGAUUAUCCUCGGCGGUUUAUAUAAUCCAGUUGAAGCCCAACUCCGGCCACGAAUACUGGAGCAUCCUGCAGAUGCAGUCGCCGCCAAGGAGGAACCCCUCACACUCAACUGCAAAGCCGCCGGUCGGCCACCGCCAGAAAUCACCUGGUACCACAACGGCUCCCCGCUGGGACCCUCGGACCGACGAGUGAUCCUCCCAGAAGGAUCGCUAUUCUUUUUGAAAGUUAUGCAAAAUAAGCGCGAGCAGGACGCUGGCGUGUACCACUGUGAAGCUCAAAAUUCAGCAGGUGUGGCUGUGAGUCGGAACGCCACCCUUCAGAUUGCGAUGCUGAAGGAUGACUUUCGAGCUGUUCCGAAGGACACCGUAGCGUUGGUUGGUGGGCCGGUUAUUCUGAACUGUACGCCUCCUCGAGGCAUUCCAGAACCAUCGGUGCUAUGGAUAAAGGACGGAAAACUGUUGGAUAUCAGUGGGAAACGAUUGUCAAUGGUGGAUUCGGGCAGUUUAAUGAUAUCGGAGAUUCAGCCAAACGAUACGGGGAAAUAUGAGUGCUCGGCACAAAGUAUGGCCGGUACCAAGACUACCGCACCGGCGUAUCUGAAGGUACUGGCUCCGCCUACGAUUCUGAAGAGUCCACACGACACGGAGGUGUUGGAAGGGGAAGGUUUUGAUCUUCCAUGUGAGUUAGCAGGAGAUCCUAAGCCGGUUGUUACGUGGCGUAAGGAGAGCGGACGUCUUCCAGAGGGAAGAUCAAGAAAACUGUUAGACAAUACACUGCGGAUAGAGGAUGCUCGUCAGGAUGACGAAGGGAAGUACAUCUGCGAGGGUCACAACGAAGGCGGUAACGUGACUAUUUCCGUGUAUCUCUACGUUUAUGAAGCUCCCACAUUCAUGGAAGCACCAGUUGAUGUUGUCAUCAGGGAAGGAGAGGGAAUCACACUGCCUUGUCGAGCGAAGGGUCGACCCGGUGUGCGCAUAUUUUGGGACCGAAUAGAUAAAGCUCAUGUAAAUAAUAGUGCAAAUAAGCAAUCAAUCCAAGAGCAACCGAUCGAUAAGCCAGCGGAGAAAUCCAAGCGAAGCGUUUCAUUGAAGGGAUCGGAGAAUCGCGUGCGUUCAUUUGCACCAGAGUCCAUUGGCAAUUGGACGAUAAAGAUAGAACCAGUGUCGGAGAAGCAAUUGUUCCAAUUGCCGCACACUUCGCAUCUCGUUCGAAGCAAACGAGAAUCUGUUGAGAGCAAUAUAGAAUUGGAAGCAAUUUCGAGCACAAUUCCAUCUCUGAUUAGCAACAGUGUUAUCCAAUUUGAAGAUAAUGGAGGACUUACGUUGAAAGCUGUUAGCAAAGCGGACGAGGGAUGGUAUGCUUGUGCCGCUCUUAACGAAGCCGGCAGUAUUGUGAAGAAAAUUUUCAUUAAGGUUCUUGACAAAGACGAAUCGUUAGAGGCCAGGAAGGAGCAAAUUCACACCUACGACCAGGGUCUCUGGGUUAGCGAGCAGUUUAUAGUGUUAAAUAAUGUGUUCACAAUCUCAGCCAGCUCGAUUGGAAUAUCGUGGGAUGUGACGGAUAGUGCGACCAAGAUGCCUCUUCGGAUGUACUAUCGAAUUGCCAACGAACCGAUGAGUCACUUUCUCUACAAUUCAUCCUUCGAUAGCGAAGUGACUACGAGUAAUUUGAAGGAGUUCACACUGAACGAUUUGCGACCCUAUACGGAGUAUGAAAUAUUUGCUAGCAUACCGGAAGGGCUAUCCGGUUCAGUUUCAAACAUUAGACGGGGGAAAACAUUGGAUGGUCCUCCGUCGGCGCCACCCACAGAUGUGAGAGUGGGAGUGAUAAAUACCACCGCGGCGUUCGUGCGGUGGUCUCCGCCACCGACGCAUUUGCUCAAUGGGGAGUUGACCGGUUAUAAGAUUCAAAUCAAAUCGAAUGCUACAAAUAAAGUCCUCGGUCAGAUGGUGCUAAAUUCGACAACCCAAUCAGUGGUUAUUAACAGUUUGACUCCCGGAGCGAUGUAUAUUGCCAAGGUGGCCAGUUUAACAGCAGGCGGAAUCGGUCCCUACAGUUCGCCCAUACCACUACACAUGGAUCCGCAGAACAUCGUCAGAACGGAUCCUACUCCAAGUUAUUGGAUGUCUUCCUGGAUGUCCGGCACGGCGCUGGUGAUACUUUGUGUGUGUCUGAUUGGUGGGGCUGUCUUUGCUAUCUUCUGGACUGUAAGGAAGAAACAAAGCGUCAAAGCUUCCUACACGGGUCCAUCCGUACCCACUAUCAUUCCCGAUAAACAGCAUACACUUUGGCUGCAUGGAAACACUCUUGUGAAACCCUCGCACUCUUUGGAUCCUCCAAGUACCUCGGAAUAUGCCGAGUUAACAAAUAACACCCAACAUAUUAAGGCUAGCAACAGCAUCCCUCCCGAGCCGUAUGCAACUGUGACCCUUCAAAGGGGUGGAACUAUCGCUGAAGAAUCGUGCAUGAAGUGUGCCAACAGUCCAGUGUCCAGCGAGUAUAAUGCACCGCUUAGAGAACCAAUCAACAUAUCAGACGUACUGCCACCUCCACCGGAUCAUCCGUAUGGUACAUAUCGCCCACCGACCAGCAUGACGAUCCGAACUAAUCCGGCUGCUUUAUCGCCUCAAAUGAUGCGCAAAAAUCAUGCUCCACCACCAAUGUCGAAUCGUUGGGAUACAAUGCCGCCGCCGAUUCCGAGCUUCCCACAAAACUGGAUCCGCCCACAUCACAUGAAUCCGGCCCUCACGAUGAACAAUGCCGAGAUGUACUCGGAGAACGAUUACGAGAGUGGGUCGGUACUGUACGAACAGUGCUACCGGCCAGAUCAGAUGCCUCCACUGGUUCCACCACCCAGCAACAGCAGUCAUUUUUUCAGCCAUGCCGGUGAACCAACGGAGGAGUUCUACCGCCACAUGAAUAUGGAGUUUGCUCAGGACAUCGGUUUCGAACCGGCCAGUCCACCGGCGCCAUGUCCUGAAACUCCCUUCAAUAGCAAAUACUUGGCAGGUGGUGCCGCGGACAGUCCCAUCAUAUCGCGUAAGGUAGGUGUAAACACAACAACUCGGGGACACCACCCGAACAGUGUGACCAGCAAUAGCAAUAAUUACAAUAGUCAGCACAGCGCUGGCCAAAGCUCCGAAAGUGACAGUGACAACCGAUGGGCUCCGGCCCGGACGAAACGCAGUAGAAGUAGGUCGAAAAGUAGCGAUAGAAAAUACAAUCGAACUCUCAUUCGAUAAAAUAACCCACUCUAUACCACACCUAAAACAAACAAAAACUAAACUUAAGCUCUAUCAAACAUAAACGAAUAAGGCGUAAAAUUUCAUCUCUCUCUAAGUAAUCAAACAAAGCAGCGUGCGAAAACGGCAAAAGCAAAAAAAAAACUAUCUCUCUUAGUAGCAUCAUUACCUUUUACCUUUAAAAUAUAACAAACAAACAAAAAACACGUAACGAAAGCAAACCCUAUUGGAGCUAAAAUCUCUCAUUCUCACACACGCUUCAUAACCCCCUCUUUGGUGUGUUUAGAGGGCCAGUAGCCGGAAGAUGAACGGUGAAACUGUAAGAGAGGCAGAUUUCCUCACAAAAUCAGCGGACAGUUGCUAGGAAAAUAACCGAAAGCUCUAGCGGGCGUCGCGGCUCCAAAUCCACGGAAGGGAUAGUUGAAAGUUGGCUUUCAGGCUUGCUGGAAGUUCCGACAAGCAACCAGAGGCUCAAAGUGAUAGGUUAAGAGAGGUUUAAUUAUUCCGCUUAUUUAUUUUUUCGUUUGUUCUAGUUUAUGCAGUGCGCACAAUUUAGGUUCAAUAUGAGUAGGUUUUAUGUGCAAAUGACUGAUUGACAUGAAUAUAUAGCACUCUUUUUCGGAUAGGAUGCGCUGCGGCGCAUAAUGUAGAUAGACUAGGGGUGGUUACAAAUGUUUAAUUGUUCCUGAAUAGCGCAGUAGGGUUUUGAAGAAAAAAUAUUUUAAUUAAGCUAAGAUAGGUAACAUCAAAGGAUGGCCGAAGGUUCGAUUACUCUUCCUUUAGCUAUAGCGGGAAUGUUGUUGCCCUUCAAUUCUUCGAUUAACGAACUGAGGUAGAGUGUGGAAGUCUUUGGAUGAACUAAAAGAACACUAAAACAUGCAAUUUUUAGACAAACAAUUUUGAACGAAAUUUAAAGUUAUUUUUUUUACAGAAUUGUAAAAAAUUACAUCACUUCAUUCACAACGUAGUCUCAGAAGCGACAAUUAUCGUUUCAACGCAUCUCCAGCAUUUAAAACUUUAGAUCAACAUGUCAAAAGGGUCUAUCUUCUUUGAUCAAUUCUCUUCAUCGACUUUCUCUUUCGUUAAUCAUGGGCUCCCAGACAGAUUUCGCUCCAGUUUUGCCAUGUAGUUUGAUAAUCGAGGUUCCCUUCCAUACUCCUUAUCGUCAAACAUAUCAGGAAAUGCUAUUACUGGCGAGUUAUUAAUGAAAGAGAAUGUAGAUGAAGAGAAUCGACCAAAGAAGUAUGCCCUUUUGACAUGUUGAUCUAGAACUGAUAUGUAGAAGGCACCUUUUUUGUAGUAAUUCAAAAUUUUAGGUUACGUUUUAGGUAUUUAAGCGAACAGAAAUUAAUACAUGAACUUCUGCUAGCCAGAUUGGACAUUUUUGGUCGUUUGUAUGGUUCUUAUUUUUUGCUUUCCACACAAACUACUACUCGUUAGACUCUGUAGUGUAGCGGUAUUGAUCUAUGAACUUAUCCAUUUUGCGAAUAUGUGAAAUAUGUCAGUGAAGGGUAGGCUCUUUUGUUUUGGCCAUGGAUUUCGCCUUAUCUUGCCAGCGGUGUACACGACCUUAUAGAUGGAUUGUUUAAUAUUUUCUGUAUUGAUAAAGCAUAGUUUUUGUGGUAAAAUAUCUUUAUUGCGUGUUUUCAUUUCGAUUUUAGUCCUUUAUUGCUUUAUCCGCGAUUUUUGUUAAACGCGGUGAUCUUGCUAGACUAUUCCGGGGUAUAAUCGGGGUCCUACUGUAUUUACUUUGAACAAAGUUUAUCACGUAUAGUGGUGGAAACUGGGAUUUAUGAUAAGUCAAAACAAUUCUACGCACAUUUCAUCGAAAAGUCCGAAUAAUUUAAUAUACAUGAACCCAUUGGGAAGUGUCAGUUAUCUGAGGUGAAAGUAAUGCGCAUAAAAUACACAGGAAAAACUCCCAAUUCGAAUAAUUUAAAAAUAUUAGAUCAUUUCAUAGCGUUCCUUUUUCUUUUUUCUUAUUAACACAUGUUGCAAAAUUGAGUAUACACAUGCUACUUGACGAUACGAUACCCGACCACUGCUUAGGCAGUGUUGGUUUUUGCCCUUUAUUGAUGUUUGAAAAAGUUUUUUUUAUCAAAAUGACAAGUGAGAGGAAAGAAAUAGAUAUUGUUACAAAUACAAUACUAACAAGUAUAACUUGCCGAGUAAAACCAUUGCGAUUAAUAACAGCUACUGUCGGAAGAAUCCACUCUACAGUAAAAAGAAUUAUAUACAAGUGGAAGUACGAAGGAACCACGGAAAAUCUCUCGGGUAGAGGACACAAACAAAUUAUGCGAACAUUUCGAAAGAACCCUGAAACAAACAUUCCUAAAUUGACUACCGAAGUAGCCGGCACCAUUGACAGUCCUGCCAGCGCAGACACUGUCCGGAGAGUAUCAUACAGGAACAAUCUGAGCGGUCGUGUUGGCAGUGAAAAGUCUUUCAUCUCAAAGGUGAAUAUGAAAAAACGACUAGAGUUUGCCAAGGCAUAUCUGAACAGACCUAAGGAGUUAUGGAACAAGGUCAUUUAUACUGAUGAGACGAAAACCAAUCUCUUUGAAUCGACUGGAGGACAGAUGGUGUGAAAGAAACCAGAAUCGGUGCUCCUGGUUCAGCAUUUGGUUCACACAGUAAAACACGAUCGUCGCAAUGAUUCCGGAUCUAACUGAAUCCAACCUUAUUCGUUCAACAUUUUACUGCCGUCGACAUAUUUGUACAAAAUUAUUAUACUUAAUGUUCGUGAAAGUACGAUCGAAGAGUUGAAGUGCGCCUCAUAUACAAUUUGCGAGUAAUUAGAUGAUAAGCGUAUAUACAAAUUCCGCAAGACUUGAGCCAACUUACAUUCUCCCUUUUGUCGUUGGAGCCGAUCACCAGAGGAACAAAAUGUAGCCAAGCCGUAGUAGAACUAUCGAUUAACAACUCACAACAAUAAGAACCCCUAUAAUAAAACUAAUUUCUCACUAUCAUACCAAAAAACAAAACAUUCACUCACAAACAGAACAACUUAGUAGUAAACAAAAACUAACAGUCAAAUUGUGCCAUGAAAAUCACGUGAGCUGUGGAUUGUUGUAUGAGCAAACAUCCAACCCCACAUAGAACGAGUACUAAGUGUACAGAGAAACCCUUGAGCAAGAGAGUAGACGGUGACCGGAACAAAACAAGAAACUAACAGGUGGAAACGCAGUGGAACAAAGGUAAGAAGAUAUGAAAAUAUCGUUGUUAGUAGUAUAAAUUGAAUUACAUGAAACGAAAGAAGAACAGAAAACAAAGCAUAUUUAUUUUUAUUGCGAUAAGUUGAUAGUGUCACGAGUAAGACAAUGGAAUGAAGAAGGAGUGAAAAAACGGGCAGAAAAAUGUGUCUUCAUUUUUGUGGUUUUCUGUAAAUGGAAGGGGAAAUGUUCGGUUCGGGCAGGUAUUUCAGUUUCGAGUUUUGAUGUUUACAAACAAAGCAAAGUGCGAGCGAGCAAGCAAGCCAGUGUAAAACAAACAGAUCCACAUUCAAAAUUCUGACGCAAGCGAACGGAAAAAAAUCAAAACAUAUGACACAAAUGACGCAAAAAUAUCAACUGUGAUAAGAAAAAACUAAAAUAAUGAAGAAAAACACAAAUAAUUGAGUAACUAUAUCUAACUUUAAAGGACGAAGGGAGGCAAAAUCAAGAAGUGAAAACAAGCACAUAAAACACUUACUACACUUACAAAGUACACAAGGUAAAAAUAACACAUCCAUUCACUCACAUGCAAGGAAAACGGGCAAAAUGAGUAAAGUACAGGAGUUUAAUGUUACACAGGACUCUGAUCUCACUUCACAAAGAUUUUUAUUGCACAUUAUUGAAGGAUAUUAUUGUAAAGAGUAAGGAAGACAAGAAAGUAAAAUAUUAUAUAUAUACAUAUAUAUAUAUGAGGAGAACUGGAGGACAUAACAAUGCAUUAUAAUUAUAUUAAUUAAUUUAUUGCCUUAACAGUAGCUAUUACGACACAUUAACAAGUGGGGAGAAAUGAGGGGAAACAGAAUACAAAGCAGCAAAAUUAUAUGUAUUAAACGCAAUAAUCCAAGCAUAAUCAACUUAUUAAUUAUAGCGUACGACAAAAUAACAUGUAAGCCAGUAUAGGAAGUAAAAAGAGAGAAAAAACUUGAGAAGACUUAUUUUACAUUAUUAUUAGCGGAUAUCAUUAGCGAUAUUAGAUUCUUAGACGAUAAAACAACAAACAAGAAAACAAAACAAUACAAAACUAAACUAAAAAGAAGAUAACAAAACAAACAAUUUAAUUCUAUUAUUCAAGAAAAAACGAACAAACAAACAAACCAACCAAAAUCGACUAUCUAUAUACUCCCGCAGUAGCAAAAUGCUAGCCACGAAGCCAUUUCCUAACUACUCUCAAUCCAUUCAUUCACUCAUCAAAACGAAUCAUCGGUGGUCAUAACGCGUAGCAACACCAAAACUCAUACACACAUUUUUAUCUCUCUUCAUAAUCCAAUAGCGCGCCGUUUAGCAAACAAACAAACAAAAACUUAGCGUGUCGUUUAGCAAAGAAAAACUUAUUUCGCAACGGGCGGAGAAGAAGAAAGGAACCGGCGAGGAACCAAAUAACAAAACAAUAAUUUCCACUUAAGUAAGGUUGACAAGCAAGAUGAAAAACUACUUGCUAUUGACAUUUUGUUGAUCAGUAGAAGUAAAAAAAAAGUUUCUCACCAAAGAUAAAGAAGAAAAAAUGAAAGGGAAAGAAGAGAAAAGCUCACCAAAAGCCAAUGAUUUCUGUUUCGGAGGCAGGUUUGAAUGAACACACAGACCCAAUAAACCGACAAACAUCUAAAUUAGUUUUUAAGCAAAAGUUAUCAGUUAAUACAUUCAUAUGUCGACAGAAUCUACUCAUGAGGAGAGGAAUGGGGAGAAAACAAAAAACCAAUACGCGCGUAUGUAUCUCGAAGCCAUAUUAUUCGCAUUUGUUCGCUUUAAACGCUAUCUCUAUUGAAUAUAUAUAGUAAACCCAUAAACAAAAGUAAAGGACGAAAAAAACGAGGAAGAAUAUUAGAUAAGUAGGGGAAAAAAGAAAAAACAAAAAAAGAACACAAAGCUAGAGGGUUUUUGGCCAUAUUUUACUUUUGAUUUUGUGUUUGAGAAAUUUUAGAGACUAGUUUUUGAAAGAGGAAAAAAACAUUUAAAACAAGUGAAACAAAUAAAAUAGAAAUAAAAUGAGCAGGUU